This is a messenger RNA of Striga hermonthica, 402 nucleotides long. The record is from the annotation of a GenBank genome assembly. NCBI's taxonomy places the organism in Eukaryota, Viridiplantae, Streptophyta, Magnoliopsida, Lamiales, Orobanchaceae.
AUGGGCUUAAUGGAUUCUCAGGUUUUAGUCGCCCUUGGUCUUUCGCUUGUGGGUGGUUUGAGUACCUCAAUCGGAGCACUUUUCGUUGUUCUUAAUCAGGCUCCGAAUCUUAAGAUGCUUGGGCUUUUACAGGGUUUUGCUGCUGGCCUUAUGUUGAGCAUAUCUUUCAUGGACUUGGCUCAUAAUGCAAUAAAUUCUAUUGGCUUCUUAAAAGGAAAUCUCUGGUUCUUUGCAGGUGUGAUUUUCUUUGGCAUUGUCGCUAAUUUCAUCCCUGAACCAACCCUUGCACCCAUUUCAGAUUCAAAGAGAAACAAGAAACAUGGGGAUGAAGGUGGUAAGGACAUCAUGAAAAAACAUCGUCGCCAAGUCUUGUUUAGUGGAAUCAUCACUGCUGUAGGUUAG